Molecule: messenger RNA, 2136 nt
Organism: Kogia breviceps (pygmy sperm whale)
Lineage: Eukaryota; Metazoa; Chordata; Mammalia; Artiodactyla; Physeteridae
Source: RefSeq, a predicted model, not a curated record
AUGGGUGUGUUGACAGUUCUGUUUGGCGGGAGGCGCAGGAUUGCAGGAAGCAAGCGAGCUGAUGGCGCGCGGGACUGGCGCUGGGCUGGCGUGCAGGGUGCCAGCGCCGCUCUGGUCCCUGAACUCCCGCCAGCCCCGCGUCCCCACACGCCCAAGCGCCCCCACGCGCCCGCCCCCUCCCGCGCUGGCCGCCCCGAGCGUCUGGACUCCACCCCUCCCCCUUCGGCCAAUAAGACGCGUCCAGGCAGCGCGCGGCCCCCAGAGCAGCGCCGCGCGCCGUGGUCCCGGCCGAGGCUGUGCCAGUGCGCCCGCCCCAGGCUCCCGGGAGGGAUGGAGCCCGAGCCGCGGCGGCGGCGGCGGCGCAGUUGCCGCCCGCUGGUCUCCGUCUUCCUGCGCGACCCGAGCUCGGGGCGCGUGUACAGGCGCGGGAAGCUGAUCGGCAAGGGCGCCUUCAGCCGCUGCUACAAGCUGACCGACAUGUCCACCAGCUCCGUGUUUGCGCUCAAAGUGGUGCCUCAUGGUGGUGGCGGGGCUGGACGGCUGUGCCCCGGAGACAAGGUGGAGCGCGAGAUCGCCCUGCACAGCUGCCUGCGACAUCGCAACAUCGUGGCCUUCCACGGACACUUUGCUGACCGUGACCACGUGUACAUGGUGUUGGAAUACUGCAGCCGCCAGUCACUGGCCCACGUGCUGGAGGCGCGGCAGACGCUGACAGAGCCUGAGGUGCGUUACUACCUGCGGGGCCUAGUCAGCGGCCUGCGCUACCUGCACCAGAGGCGCAUCGUCCACCGGGACCUGAAGCUCAGUAACUUCUUCCUGAACAAGAACAUGGAGGUGAAGAUCGGAGACCUGGGGCUGGCCACCAGGGUGGGUCCUGGAGGCCGCUGCCACAGAGUGCUCUGUGGGACCCCAAACUUCCUGGCCCCGGAGGUCGUGUCCAGAAACGGGCACUCCUGCCAGUCGGACAUCUGGGCUCUGGGCUGCGUCAUGUACACGGUGCUGACUGGCGCCCCUCCCUUCGUGGCGGCACCCUUGUCGGAGAUGUACCAGAACAUCCGAGACGGCCGCUACCCCGAGCCUGCACAUCUGUCCCCCAAUGCACGCCGCCUCAUCGCCCGCCUGCUGGCACCCAACCCGGCCGAGCGACCCAGCCUGGACCACCUGCUGCAGGAUGACUUUUUCACGCAGGGCUUCACCCCGGACCGGCUGCCGCCCCACUCCUGCCACAGCCUGCCCAUCUUCUCCAUUCCCCAGCCUCUGGGCAGGCUCUUCCGGAAGGUGGGCCGGCUGCUGCUGCCCCAGUGCCGGAGGCCUCGCCCCUUCACUCCUAAGAAGGAGGCGUCAGGUCCAGGAGAAGCCGGCCCUGACCCCGACUCCACGGAGUGCGGUAGUGAGGCCUCCCUGUCAGAGGGAGGGGCUCCGUGCCCCGGGCGCCCUGUCCACCUGCUCAGCCACGGGACCCUCGGCAGCGACCCAGCAGGGCCCCAGGGGAGCCCGAGGCAGGAGGUAGAGGCAGCCAUCAGGAACCUGCAGCUUUGCCUGGACUCUGGCGCCCCAGCCAUGCAGGACCCCCCAGGAGAGCAGCGGCCCAUCCUCUGGGCCCCCAAGUGGGUGGAUUAUUCCAGCAAGUACGGCUUCGGCUACCAAUUGUCAGACGGAGGCAGUGGUGUCCUGCUUCGGGAUGGCACCCACAUGGCCCUGCACCCCACAGGGGGCCAAGUCAUCUACAUGCCCGACCGGGGAAAGCUGGAAACGUUCGCCCUGAGGGAUGUGCCCAGCCUGCUGGGCGCCAAGCUGGCCGUCCUUCGGCUCUUUGCCCGAUACAUGCAGCGGCGGCUGCGAGAGGAGGGGGGCCUGUCCACAGCCACCUGGCCGGCAGCCCCAAGCCUCUGCCUGCUGCGCUUCCUGGUGUCUGAGCGGGCCGCGCUCCUGCUCUUCAGUGAUGGGACGGUGCAGGUCAGCUGCAGCGGAGACCAGGCUCAACUCGUGCUGAGUGGCGGGUGUGAGGAGCUGAGGCUCACGGUCUGGGAACAGGGCCAGCCUGGCACCUCCUACCCGCUGGGCGUCCUGCGGAGCCCCGGCUCUGCUGCCCACCAGCAUCUUCAGCACGCGAUCCGCAUGCUUCAGAGCAUCUAG